CACCAUCACUACUAUCAUCAUCAUCGCCACAACCACCAUCACAACCGCGCACAUACGGAUUCGCGCCUGCACCCAUCUAACUGUACAUCACGAGCAGAGCCUCGCAGCCGACGACAAGUGCCUACGGCAGAGCAGAUCGAACAUAGAGAGGAUCGAUAGGGAGCGAGGACCGUCGCUCGUGUUAUGAAAUUACUGCCGAACAUCCAGUUGCCGCAGUUACCGCCGGUCUCAGCGGCCAGCGGCAUGACGGGCAUGGACUCGCGGAUCCCCCCGGGGAUUUCGCUGCCCUUCAGCCCGACCGAUCUUCUUUGGCGGUACGGACCGGCGAUGACCUUCUCGCCCACGGCUCAUCCACCGCCGAGUCCACUACUCGACUUUAAGACCCACCUGCCCACGACCCUCGCCUCGGAUCCGCGGCUUUGGUCCCGAGAGGACGUCGCAGCGUUCCUGCGCUGGGCCGAGCGCGAGUUCGACCUGCCGCAAUUCGACAUGGACAUGUUCCAAAUGAACGGCAAAGCCCUCUGCCUCCUCACCAAGUCCGACCUCGGCGAGCGUUGCCCCGGGGCCGGCGACGUUCUCCACAACGUCCUCGGUAUGCUCGCCCGUGACUUCAAUCAGCUGCAGCGCUGCCUACCGGGCUCGCCGGUCACGCCCACCCGAGCCACGGCCGCAGCCUACCCGCUGAGCCCCCACUCACAUCCGCCAACGCCGACGUGGGUCGACAGCCCCUACGCGGCUAACCUCGCCUCCCUCAUGUCGGCCAAUUCGGUCACCCUCUCGCCGGCGCCCUCGGUCGACAGCCAGGCGGGCUCGCCCGGACACGCGAGCAACGACAACAACCAGGGACAGCUCUACAAGAGCGACUCCGACGAGGACAAUCAGCAGGGGAGCGCGAGCCCGCCUGCCACACCGACGGCCCUCGCCGCCCAAAGGCUCAGCGAGGUCUGCGUGAAGGACCAGCCGAGUCCGACGCUCCCGCCCCAGAUGAUGCCUUUGACGCCCGGAGCGUUCAGGCCCGCGGGACAGCAGGCCAUCGGCAACGCAGCCCGCGAGUUCUUCCCCAGCGACUCACCCGAGCCCAACACAAAUGGCAGACUACUUUGGGACUUUCUGCAGCAGUUGCUCAACGAUCCCUCGCAGCGCUACACACACUACAUCGCGUGGAAGAGCAGGGAAACCGGGGUCUUCAAAAUCGUCGACCCGCCGGGCUUGGCUCGGCUCUGGGGUAUCCAGAAGAAUCAUCUCUCGAUGAACUACGACAAGAUGAGCAGGGCACUUCGUUACUACUACCGCGUCAAUAUACUCAGAAAAGUUCAGGGCGAACGCCAUUGUUACCAAUUUCUGCGCAACCCGACGGAGCUCAAGAACAUCAAGAAUAUAUCUCUGCUGCGCCAGCAGAUGCGAAUAAAGUCCGAGCCCGAGGAGGAGGGCUCGCUCUCGGGGGGCAGCGGCCUGGAACCGGAGAUCGACAUGCCGACGGACCUCUCCAUGUCGAGUAUGAACCCGCCCUCGGGUGAGCAGCAACAGCAGCAGCAGCCACAACAGCAUCACCACCACCACCACCAUCAGCCACCGCCGCCCCAUCCUCAGCCACUCUCUCUCCACGACCCACCGGCCAAGUACAGGAGCCACGCAUAUAGUCUCGUAAAGACCAACCAGGAACAUCCGGAGGAGAGGAAGUGA
Ceratosolen solmsi marchali is the source of this 1683-nucleotide messenger RNA. RefSeq names its product ETS variant transcription factor anterior open (gene aop). NCBI's taxonomy places the organism in Eukaryota, Metazoa, Arthropoda, Insecta, Hymenoptera, Agaonidae. The transcript is spliced from 5 exons. Gene Ontology annotation, biological process: cell differentiation; regulation of transcription by RNA polymerase II. The record is from RefSeq and is a predicted model, not a curated record. Gene Ontology annotation, cellular component: nucleus. Gene Ontology annotation, molecular function: DNA-binding transcription factor activity, RNA polymerase II-specific; sequence-specific DNA binding. The coding region runs from base 184 to 1683 and encodes 499 amino acids.